Drosophila subobscura is the source of this 1303-nucleotide messenger RNA. RefSeq names its product peroxisomal membrane protein PEX16 (gene Pex16). Lineage: Eukaryota; Metazoa; Arthropoda; Insecta; Diptera; Drosophilidae. The record is from RefSeq and is a predicted model, not a curated record. Bases 61 to 1128 code for a protein of 355 amino acids. The transcript has 2 exons. Gene Ontology annotation, biological process: peroxisome organization. Gene Ontology annotation, cellular component: peroxisomal membrane.
GAUUAAUCUUAUCCGCAAACCGCCCGGAGUACUUUUCUUUUAUUUUAUUUUAGUUCCUCAAUGGGAGGAAACAAACGAAUUUUACCAACAAUGGACACGCUGAAGGGCAUGCUCAAGUCCUACGAGGCAUGGGUGGCAAGUAAUCCGGAUGUGGUGGGUGACUUUGAGACCACAGCCAAAUGGGUGUCGUACUUUAUAGCAGGCCGAAUAUCCUCCUCGAAUGUGGUCUCCGAGCUGGUCUAUACCCUGUCCAAUAUGCUGGUCUUUUACAACGAUCGGAUCAUCGACAGGGCCCGCAAUGCCAAGGAGAAUUCGGUGCUGAGGCUGCAGUCCAAACUCUGCUAUCGUCUAAAGGUCACGCUGACGACGCUCGAGUACAGUGAAGUGUUCAUCGAGAUAUCGGCGAGGCGGCUGUUCGGCCAGACCGGCAAGUGGCUGGUGAUAGCGCUCAUACAGGUCUUCAAGGCGGCAGGAAGACUUUUUAUCUUGAGACAUUCCACAUCCGAUAUUAUCACCUCGCCGCCGAUUGCCUCGCUGAACAGAAGGGCGCUGGGCAAGCAGCGGAAAGGGGCGGCAGCGGAAGUGCCCCCAGCCAAUGACGAUGUCAAUUUGAUGCAAUCCCAGCACUCCAUAACCUUCCAACUGAAGCGUUCGGGCCGCAUCAUCCGCAAGGUGGAGGGUGCGCCGCCCAUACAGUAUCGCGACUUUAAGCUCCACGUGGAGAACACGGAGGCGGCCAAGACGCAAAUACCACGCGAGCUGCUCACCGCCGAGUACCUGUACAUCUCGAAGCCGCUCAUCCACUUGGCGGCCAUGGGCCUGUUCGGGCGCCGCAGCUGGAAGCAGUACAUGGUGGCCCUGUCGAUGGACCUCUACAGCAUCCAUCUGUAUCGCCAGCGCAGGCAUCUGAUGUCCAAGCAACAGAAGCUGGAGCUGAGCAGGCGGUGCAUCAACCUCAUGUAUUUCCUCGUACGCUCCCCCUUCUACGAGAACUACACGCAGUCGAGGCUGGAAAGGCUGCUCGAUCUGCUGGCACGCACCGUGCCCAUGGCCAAGAUGGUGGCGGGACCGUUGAAGGACUACAUUCCACAGUGGCAAAGCACGUACUUCUACCUCUGGUCCACUUAAGCAGCAGCCGGAGAACACUAGUAUUCCACCCUCCAUCCCUUAAUCUAAGUUUAAAGUUACAGGUGACGUAUUGAUAGAUCGAUGGCGAAAUAUUUGCUUUUUGUAUGGCUUUUAAAUGAUAUAUGGAACAAUAUUUUUACACAUACAAUAUUAAACGAAUUGUUUGUUUCACUUA